This is a messenger RNA of Pollicipes pollicipes, 887 nucleotides long. RefSeq lists its product as uncharacterized. Lineage: Eukaryota; Metazoa; Arthropoda; Thecostraca; Pollicipedomorpha; Pollicipedidae. The transcript has 5 exons. The record is from RefSeq and is a predicted model, not a curated record. The coding region runs from base 192 to 887 and encodes 231 amino acids.
ACUACGCCAGCGCGGCGCCGGACUACGCCAGCCUGCCGCCGCUGUCGGCGAUCAGCGCGUCCGACGGGCCCGCCUCGCUGCCUGUCCUGCCGCAGCACCGGCACGCCAAGAACAAGGACAAGCAGACCUUCCUGUCCGGCGUGCGCAACUGGAUCCGCGCGCGCAAGGAGGUAGCGCGCGGCCACGAGGACAUGGUUCACGUGGCGCGUCAGGAGCCGGAGGGUGCGCCGGCCGCCGCGCGGGAGCCGCACGACGGCUUCCGACAGGAGAUCCUCUCGGCCGCCCGCCGGCGCAGCGGCCGGCCACCCGAUAAGCGCAAGUCCAUCUACAAACAGGUGGCCGAGUUCACGGAGGACGUGAGUGACCUGAGCGGGGUGAACAGCCCGGAGUCGGAGCGGGGUCCUCCGUCCCUGUCCGGCUCGGCACCGCGUCAGCCCAGCAGCGGCUAUGAGUCGUCGCCUCCGCUGGACUCGGCAAAGCGGCUCACACAGGAGCUGUCCGAGUACCGGCAGGAGCGGCGCGACUACCGCGACUACGGCGACUACCGGCCGCCGGCCGCCCGGCCGCACGACCCGCUUCCCGGCAGGGGUGUGCCGUUCGGCGAAGUGUUUGGCCCGGCGCGGCAGGGCCGGCGUACGCCCGCCUCCAUCUACAGCGACGUGCACAGCCGAGCCGCCCACGCGGCCAGGAAUCACGUGGCGACGACCGACCCGUACGCCGAGACGCAGCCGCUGCGCACCGCGCCCAUGCACAAUAACUACCGGCGCGAGUUCGCGCUGGGCUCGGCCGCCAGCCCGCUGGCUGCCGGCGCCGACGCCGAGGAAGCCGGUCGCCAGGCGAGUGCCGCCGGCGAAGAGGCCGGCCAGGCGGCGGAGAGAGGGCUCUGA